Molecule: messenger RNA, 684 nt
Organism: Lichtheimia ornata
Lineage: Eukaryota; Fungi; Mucoromycota; Mucoromycetes; Mucorales; Lichtheimiaceae
Exons: 1
Coding region: 1-684 (227 amino acids)
Source: RefSeq, a predicted model, not a curated record
AUGCGAUUAACAAGCCUCGAUCUUUCGGGUUCGCGGCCAUAUUUACCUCAAGAGAUUAUCACAUGGUUGAUAUCGAAUGCGCCCAAUCUCAAGAACAUCGCUCUCAACGAAUCAUAUCUUCAGCUGGAUGUCGCAAACGCCAUGAUCAAUUCGACACAUCUUGCCAAGUUAGAGAUCAACCAGGCGAGGAGAAAUGACGAUUUUGAAGGCAUCAUUCGAUUCUUGAAUCAUCAUAUUGAAAUGGGUGAUACGUCAACACUCGAAGAGAUUACCAUAACCACCAGAAAGAUGACGUCUGAUGCAACAUGGCUAUCGUUAAUUUCCAAGCUACAAUGUCUCAAGAACCUGAAUCUACGCACUUAUUGCAUUCCCGCAGACUGCUUACCAGCGAUGGAAGAGAUAGGUCAAGGCUGCCCAGCUCUAGAAGAGUUAACUCUCGGUAAGUAUAAUUGCGAUAUCGGUGACGGCAUCAUCGGCUCUUUUUGUCAACAUUCGAAUAUCAAGUGUCUCAAGAUUGGAUCAAGAUCAUUAAGCUCUGUCAGUCUUAUGCUGUUGACUUCUACAUUUUCAAGCUUAGAACAGCUCUACGUUCGAUGUAAUCUUCCAGAGAGUGUAAUGAUGAUGUUAAAAAAUAAGCAUGUAUCGAAAAUCGUGAUCAAUACACUACCUACAGCUACAUAUUAA